GUCGCCCCCGGCCCGCGCCCCGGCCCCGGGGCGGGACGCCCCCGCAGGCCGCGCACACUCACCUAGGACCCGGCCGGGAUGCCGAGCUCUGUCGAAGAUGCACUGGACACCGGAACACGCCCAGCCGCUGAGCCAGUGGCCGGAGCAGCACCUGGACGUCUCCUCCACGACCCCGUCGCCGGCCCACAAGUUGGAGCUGCCCGCCGCGGGCCGCCAGCGCUGCCACUACGCCUGGGCGCACGACGACAUCUCCGCCCUGACGGCGUCCAACCUGCUGAAGCGCUACGCCGAGAAGUACUCGGGGGUCCUGGACGCCCCGUACGAGCGCCCGGCGCUGGGCGGCUACGGCGACGCCGCCUUCCUCAACGGCGCCAAGGGGGACCCCGAGGCCUGGCCGGCGCCCGAGCCGCCCUACCCGCUGGCCCCGCUGCACGACGGCCUCGCGGGCGCCAAGCCGGGCGGCGGGGGCGGCUCGGGGGGCCUCGGGGGCGCGCCGGCCUUGGCGGGGGGCCUGCCUGAGCCCCUGUACGCCGGCAACGCGUGCGGAGGCCCCGCGGCGGCGCCCGAGUACGGCCCGGCCUACGGCGCGGGGUACCUGGCGCCCGGCUACUGCGCGCAGCCCCCGCCGCCCCCGGCCGCGCUGCUGCAGCCCCCGCCCGCCGCCGCCGCCGCCCCCCCGCCCCCGCCGGGCUACGCGCCCCCGGGGCCGCUGUACAACUACCCGGCGGGGGGCUACGCGGCGCAGCCGGGCUACGGGGCCCUCCCGCCGCCCCCGGGCCCGCCCCCGCCGCCGCCCCCGGGCCCCUACCUGGCCUCGGGCCUGGCGGCGCCCACGCCCCUGCCCGCGCCCCCGCCCGCCUCCUACGGCUUCCCCGGGGCCGGGGCCGAGGCCGGGGCGCUGAAGCGCAAGGCCGCCGCCGAGGGCGCCGAGGGCCGCUACCGCAAGUGCGCCUACGAGCCCGCCAAGGCCCCCGCGGCCGACGGCGCCCCCUACCCCGCCGCGGACGCCGGCGACUGUCGGGGCAACGGGUUCCGGCCCAAGCCGCCGGGCGCGGCGGAGGAGGCGGCGGCCAAGUACGGCGGCGGCGGCGGCGGCGGCGGCGGCGGCGGGGGCGCGCUCAAGGGCCUGGGCUCCCCCGCCUACGGCCCGCAGCUCGAGCCCUUCGAGAAGUUCCCGGAGCGCGCGCCGGCGCCGGGCCCCCGCGGGGGCUUCGCGGGGCCGCCGGGGGAGCCCCCCAAGGGCGCGGCCCCCGGGCCCGCGGAGCUGGCGGCGAGCGAGAUGCUGGACUGCGGGCCGCCCGUGCAGUGGGCCGACGUGGCGGGCCAGGCCGCGCUCAAGGCGGCGCUGGAGGAGGAGCUGGUGUGGCCGCGGCUCCGGCCGCCCGCCUACCCCGGCGGCCCGCGCCCCCCGCGCACCCUGCUGCUCUUCGGGCCGCGCGGCGCGGGCAAGGCGCUGCUGGGCCGCUGCCUGGCCACGCAGCUGGGCGCCACGCUGCUGCGCCUGCGCGGGGGCUCGCUGGCCGGCCCGGGCGCCGCCGAGGGCGCGCACCUGCUGCGGGCCGCCUUCGCCGCCGCGCGCCGCCGCCCGCCCUCCGUGCUCCUCAUCAGCGAGCUGGACGCGCUGCUCCCGGGCCGCGACGACGGCGUGGCGGCGGCGGCGGCGGCGGCGGGCGCGCUGCAGGCGCCGCUCCUGGCGUGCCUGGACGGCGGCGGCGGCGCGGGGGCGGGGGCGGGGGCGGGGGCGGACGGCGUGCUGGUGGUGGGCACCACGGCGCGGCCCGCGGCCCUGGACGAGGCCACCCGGCGGCGCUUCGCCCUGCGCUUCUACGUGGCGCUGCCCGACGCCCCGGCGCGCGGCCAGAUCCUGCAGCGGGCGCUGGCCCAGCAGGGCUGCGCGCUGAGCGAGCGGGAGCUCGCGGCCCUGGCGCAGGGCACCCAGGGCUUCUCCGCGGCCGAGCUGGCGCAGCUGUGCCGGCAGGCGGCGGCCGGGGCGGGCCUCCCGGGGCUGCAGCGGCCCCUCGCCUACAAGGACCUGGAGGCGGCGCUCGCCAAGGUGGGCCCCAGGGCCUCCCCCAAGGACCUGGACUCGUACGUGGAGUGGGACAAAAUGUACGGCUCGGGACACUGACGGCGCGCCCGGGGGCCGCGGGGGCAGCCGCCCGUCGGCGCGGGACC
Molecule: messenger RNA, 2175 nt
Organism: Canis lupus familiaris (dog)
Lineage: Eukaryota; Metazoa; Chordata; Mammalia; Carnivora; Canidae
Gene: FIGNL2
Product: fidgetin like 2
Molecular function (GO): ATP hydrolysis activity; microtubule severing ATPase activity; ATP binding
Source: RefSeq, a predicted model, not a curated record